This is a messenger RNA of Theobroma cacao (cacao), 2581 nucleotides long. RefSeq names its product GTP1/OBG family protein (gene EMB269). Gene Ontology annotation, molecular function: GTP binding; GTPase activity; magnesium ion binding. The record is from RefSeq and is a predicted model, not a curated record. NCBI's taxonomy places the organism in Eukaryota, Viridiplantae, Streptophyta, Magnoliopsida, Malvales, Malvaceae. Gene Ontology annotation, cellular component: mitochondrion.
UUUGCUGUUAACUUUCUCUCAGUGAAAAUGGCUUCCAUUUCCAUAUCCGCAAGCUUCUUUUCUCGUCCUCAAGCGCAAGCUCGCUCCAAAACCCAAAAGCCCUCCCCUCAAAAGAACCCAAAUCCUAAAUUGAAGUCCAAGAAGGUUGCGAAAUUCAAGUCUUUCUCUUUAUCUCCUCCUCCUCCUUCUCCUUCUCCUUCUCCUUCUCCUUCUUCUUCUUUAGGUGCCCAAGCCACCACUUACACUCGCCUCCCUCCCAAAGAGGAUUUUGAUUUCGAUUCGGAAGUUUCCUCCUCUAGCGAAUCCGAUGAAAUCAAGCUUUCCGAUUCUGAUAUCGCAAAGAUCACCUUCAACGACUCUUCCUCUGAAAUUGAAGCUGAAAUGUUAAAUACCGAUGAUGAUGAUGAAGUAAACGAAAGUUCGGGUUUUGAGGACGAGUCCCACAAUGGGAAAAUCGCAGAUUUUUAUAAUGGUGAUGAGAGUUUAGAUUUUGAGGAAGAUGAGGAAGAGGAGGUUUAUUAUUACAACUCCGAUGGCAAACUCGUUAAUUUAUCAGAAAACGACGGUGAUGACAUGGGAUUGGAAGUCAAGGAGAAAGGAGUGCCGGCGGUUAUGCGAUGCUUUGACCGAGCAAAAAUUUACGUGAAAGCAGGGGAUGGCGGGAAUGGAGUGGUGGCGUUUCGGCGCGAAAAGUACGUGCCUUUGGGGGGACCAUCGGGAGGCGACGGAGGGAGAGGAGGGAACGUGUAUUUAGAAGUUGAUGGAGCGAUGAAUUCGCUGCUACCGUUUCGAAAUUGUGUGCAUUUUAGGGCGGGGAGAGGUGCGCACGGGCUGGGGAGGAUGAUGUGUGGAAGGAAAGGAGAGGAUGUGGUGGUGAAAGUGGCGCCGGGGACGGUGGUUAGAGAGGCGGGUAGUGAGGAGGUUUUGUUGGAGUUGUUGCAUCCGGGGCAACGGGCGUUGCUUUUGCCUGGUGGGAGAGGUGGGAGAGGGAAUGCUUCGUUUAAGUCCGGGAAUAAUAAGGUGCCUAAGAUUGCUGAGAAUGGAGAAGAGGGUCCUGAAAUGUGGCUGGAAUUGGAGCUAAAGUUGGUGGCAGAUGUUGGAAUUGUAGGUGCUCCAAAUGCUGGAAAAAGCACCCUUCUGAGCGUGAUAAGUGCUGCUCAGCCAGCAAUAGCAAACUACCCUUUUACAACUUUACUUCCCAAUCUGGGUGUAGUUUCAUUCGAUUAUGAUUCUACAAUGGUAGUUGCUGAUCUUCCUGGUUUACUUGAAGGAGCACACAGGGGUUUUGGCUUAGGUCAUGAGUUUCUGCGGCAUACUGAAAGAUGUUCAGCACUGGUACAUGUUGUUGAUGGUUCUGGACAGCAACCAGAACUUGAGUUUGAUGCUGUUCGCCUUGAGCUGGAAAUGUUUAGUCCAGAACUUUCUGAAAAGCCGUACAUAGUUGCCUACAACAAAAUGGACCUUCCAGAGGCAUAUGAGAAUUGGCAAUCAUUUAAGGAAAAGCUACAAGGUCGUGGAAUUGAAACCUUUUGCAUGAGUGCAGUAAAACAAGAGGGCACUCAUGAAGUUAUCUCUGCUGCUUACAGGCUUCUACAAAAAAAUAAAGAAUCCAAUGAGGGGUUUGAAGGUUUUCAAGAUCCAGUAGAUUUGAACCAUGUAGCUGAUAUGGUUAAUAAGCAGCGUAGCUCCUCCAUUAGUGAGUUUGAGAUCACUCAUGACAGUAGUUGCAAUACUUGGCAUGUAUUUGGAGCUGGGUUGCAACGCUUUGUUCAGAUGACAAACUGGCGAUACCUAGACUCUGAGAAAAGGUUUCAACAUGUCCUGGAGGCUUGUGGAGUGAACUGGUCUCUCAUGAAGCUUGGGGUAAAAGAAGGUGACACGGUGAUUGUUGGAGAGAUGGAGAUGGUGUGGCAUGAUUCUGCUGAGAAUUCUGGUACAGCAAACAUGAAGAAGAGAUCAACAGAGUCAAUAAAAUGGCCUCAGUGGAAGUAACUGGCUUCUGUAAAUUUUGUCUGUGAGCUGCCAUAUUAGGAGGUCGGCCAAGAUAAAGCCAAGAACCUCUCCCUUCAUCGAAGAGGUAGGAACCGCUGCCUGAAUUACAAAUAAGCAAGGCAAUUAUAUGCAAGCAGAUCAUAAAGGUGCCGUAAAUUCAUGAGAGAUAACAUGGAUCUUGAUUAAAUAUUCUCGGAUUGACGCAAUAACCAAACCAUGGAUUUGAGCAUGCAUGAUGCUAUUGUUGGUUCAACACAUUCGCGUGCUUCACAUUGGUGCGAAAGCACAGGCAAGUUCUUGUCCAAUUCCUUGUAUAAGGGCAACCAUUGUCGAAGUAACUCAUGUAUAAUAUUCCAAUGAAGUUUCAAACUUACACCAGUCACGAUAGGGAGCAUUUAUGCCUCAGAAUAUCCAAGUUCUGCAUCCAAUUCCUUUCAUUUUGUGAUAGAAGUUGCAAUGCAAGCAAUUUUUACAAGGAAGAAAACUGUAAAUUUGGUUUCAUCAGGAUCAUAUAUCAUGUGCAAAAAGCAGAAUUAAAUAGCCAAAUUUGAGUUAUAAAUAGUUUAUAUAGUUUGGGUUUUGACCCCAA